Micromonas commoda is the source of this 2805-nucleotide messenger RNA. RefSeq lists its product with no specific name. Bases 1 to 2805 code for a protein of 934 amino acids. Gene Ontology annotation, cellular component: axonemal microtubule. Gene Ontology annotation, biological process: axoneme assembly. The transcript has 2 exons. NCBI's taxonomy places the organism in Eukaryota, Viridiplantae, Chlorophyta, Mamiellophyceae, Mamiellales, Mamiellaceae. The record is from RefSeq and is a predicted model, not a curated record.
AUGUUGCCCCCCACUCUACCAAAAGCGCUGACCCCACCGCCCUCCCCUCUUCCCCGCCGAUGCAGCGGCGACGUCGCGGGCGUCAAGACCAUCAUCCUCGGCGGCGAUCGCGGCACCGCGCUCGCCGCCGAGAUCAAGUCUUCCGGCGACCCCGCGCUCGCCUCGCUGGUCAAACCCGGCGACCGAUGCGACCCGUGCCUCCUCCCCGUCGACGGCGUGCCCGCCAUCGAGUACUGGCUCGGGUGCGUGGACGGCGUCGCCAAGUGCGGCAAAGGACCCGCGUCCGUCUUCGUCACGCACGCCGCCGACGCCAAGGCCGACUUCGAGCGCUUACCCGACCUCGCCCCGUCCGGGGGAAGGUGCACCGCCGUGUCCAACGGCGCGGACUUCGCCAUGCCAACCCCAGGGCCCGCGGGUGACCUCUUAUGUGCCCUGGAAGACGCCGUAGGUUACGACUCGCACGUCCUUCUCAUCGACGCAUCGUUCCUGUCCACUCCCGACUACGACCUGAACGGCUUCGUGCAACACGCGAUGGGACGCGGCAAGGACUGCGUGGCGUACCUCGACGUCGACCAAUCAGAAGCCGGCGUGAGGGCACAGCUGGCGCUGGAGAGAAAUCCCGCGGGUCGAGUGGUGGCCAACCCCGAAGUCGUCUCCGUCGUCCCUUACCCGGACGGUUUAAAGGGCGAAGGGGGAUCAAAGCCCUCGGGAACACGAACCGUCGCGGUGUGUGGCCCGGUGUGGUUCCUCCGCGCGUCCACCCUUCCCCUCGUCGCGGAGUUUUUCGCGGACGAGGGCUUGCGUUGGUCCCAAUCGGGCGUGGCGCCGGAUGAGAUGCUCGGCCGAAUGCUCGCGUUUCUGCAAGCUCGCGAAACCUUUUACGCGCUCGAGAUGAAACACUGCUUUCCGAUCGCCGCCGGCGUCGGUGCGUACCGCUACGUCGACUCGUUGUUCGGGUUCCUCGCCGGCGAGAGGCGAAGGGCGACGGGACGGUACAAGAGCGGGUGGGCGAGCGGCGGCGGCGGCGACGCGAGCGAACGAAAGAAGAUUUUGCUCGAGCGAUUUGCCAUCCAGGACAGGCGCGCGGGGGACGCGCGGGAACGCGCGGUGAGCGCCGAGACGGACGCGGACGUCCUGGUGCCGAGGUUCAACGCCGCCUACGGCCGCCCGGUGCUCCCUGAAGACCCUUACGCGCAGCGCGGCGACGAGUUACCGGCGCGGUUCAAAGACGCGGGGGCGUGGAGUAAAUCCACCCCGUCGCAGCACCCAGUGUACGUGACGUCGAACAACCAGUACGGGAUCAAGACGGUGGGUCCGGGUAACCUGCCGAUUCGGUGGCACGGCGUUAAGGGCGAGUUCACCGACGGGUUCGGCGGGGCGAUGUACAGGGAUAACGGCCUGGACGUGCGCGUCCAGCGGUCGAAGCUCCGUGGGCGUAGACCUAGACGCGCGCGGAUGCCGCCGAAGCGCGGAGGACGCGGUAGGGGCGGUCGGGGCGGUAGGGUCGGGGGCCGCGGCGCCGCUAAUCGCGGGGGCGUCGCGGGCCCGUCGCCCUGCGUCGGCCCCGAGGCGUGCCCGCUUCCCGCGUCCGAGGGAAAACCUCACAGGUGGCUCGGGCGUAGGUUGCGCAUCUGCAAGCUGACGGAAGGGGGCGCGCGGCGGUACGUCAACGCGUGCGUCGUGUACCACGAUCCGAGCGAAUCGCACCCGUUUCACGUCAUGCACGACGACGGCACGCACGCGUGGAUCGCCAUCGUCGAGCGCUCGCGGGUCGUGCACGUCAACGACCCGAGCAAUCGCGGGAGGCGAGUCACCCGCGACUUCACCUGGCUCACCCCCGAGCGAGGCGCGAGGGAGGCGGCGGCGGCGGCGGCGGCGGCGGCGGCGAUGGAACCCGUGGGCGGCGCGUACGCGCACGCGCUGGAUCCCACACCGCAGAUCCCGCCCGGGAUGAUGCUGGGGCAGUGGAACCUCGGGUACGCGGCGGGAGGAUCUUCGCCGUGGGGAUCUUCACCCAACCCCUUGUCGGGGGGGGGCGGCGCGGCGCCGCCGCUCGACCCGAUCCCGACCCCCGCGAUCCCGCCGCACGCCGCUCACCACCAUCGCAGGUCCAGGCUCGGGCUCACGCACGCUGUUGGGGUCGGUGGCACAGCCGGCGGGGUCGGCGGCGCGCCGGUCGAUUGGGAGCGCCGCGUGCUGCGCGAGUUUGCGACGGACCUGAGCGUUCGGCCCCCCGAGUCGAUCCAGCCGCCGCCUGCCAGUACGACGGCGCACCAGAGCCUGGCGCAGGCCGGGUUUCUCGCGCCGAGACGCGAGACGUCGAUUGCGGAGGUGGACCGGGAGAUGCGACCGGCGACGGGGAAGAGGCGGAGGGACGCGAGCGGCGGCGACGACGACGGGGCGAUCGAGCCGGGAGUCGCGGACGGGGGGCGCGGGGACGUGCACGGGGACGGGGACGAAAAGUCGGCACCAGGGGAUUGGGACGAGGACGGGGACGGGGAUGGCGGGGACAUCGAUCUGCUGGCGGCGGCGAGGGCCGUGGGAGCACAGCUGGCGGCGGCUGGGGCGACUUCGGCGCGCCGGCUCGGGGACGCGACCGAGGAGGACGAGGAGGACGAGGAGGACACCGUCGAGGACUCGGAGCGCGGCGGCGACGGGGAGGAGGCCGGUGACGAGGACGAUGAGGCCGGUGACGAGGACGAUGAGGCCGGUGAGGAGGACGGGGAGCGGGCCGCCGGGGAGGAUGGGGAGGAACGGGAGGAGGACGGAGACGCGGUUGGCGAUGAAACGCAGGCCGCGAGUUGA